Messenger RNA from Closterium sp. NIES-65, 1353 nucleotides. Lineage: Eukaryota; Viridiplantae; Streptophyta; Zygnematophyceae; Desmidiales; Closteriaceae. The record is from the annotation of a GenBank genome assembly.
AUGUAUAAGCAGUCGCAGACCGUCGCGAACCAUCGCAGCGUCGGCUCGCAGCGCAAAGCAGGCGUCGCACGAGCUGCCAAGCGACAAUCUGGAAGCAGCGCGAAACAGUCGCGUGGCAGCAGGAAGGCCGCCAACAAACCUUCUCCGUCCAGCGCGCCGAGCCGGCAGCAGCAGGACCGCUUGAAUGACAGUCAAUCAAGUCAACCAAUUCAACCAGAGCGGCCAGAGAAAUCAGCCCAGGAAAUUUCCGAGUUGACCCAGGCGUCAAUGAAUUUGAGUCAAUCAGGUCAAUUGAGUCAACCGGGUCAACCGUCGCCAUCCACAGCUACACCCGCUACCUCUCCACCUUCUCCUUCCUCUUCCGAGUUAACUAAAAAGCCACCGCCGAUAGCUGCACCCGUCUCUCCAGAUUCUACUUCCUCUUCCGCCCCUGCUGCCCCUGCUGUCCCUGCUGCUCCUGUCGCUGUCGCCCCUAGAGAGGAGGUUUGGCGGGCGUGUCUAACCACUUCAGGAGGCUUGGCCGUAGCUGGGCUGCUGGUCAGACAGCUAUCCGCCUGGGGGCAUGACGCUGGUGCGCCCAUCACUGACUGCUUUCAAGCCAUGCCAUUGACCCUAUCACCAGCCAGCAUACCGUUCGCCCUCGCAGCAGCAGCCAUCGUGUCAGCAGCUCGCCUCGCUCUGCUGCGCCUCUCCCCGGCCUUCCUCGAUGCCACCAAUGCCUCCAACACACGGGCCCUUUCAAACCUGCAAGCCACGGACCUCAUCUGGGUGUCGCUGCUUCCAGGCAUCUCCGAGGUGCGUGCUGCUUAUUUCAAAGGCUGGCUGGUGUGCACUCCGUUCCAUACUCUGCUGCGUCUCUCCCCAGCCUUCCUCGAUGCCACCAAUGCAUCCAACGCACGGGCGCUGUCUAGCCUGAACGCCACGGACCUCAUCUGGGUGUCUCUCCUUCCAGGCAUCUCCGAGGAGCUGCUCUUCCGAGGGGCACUGCUGCCGCUGGUGGGGGUGAAUGCAGUGGGGGUGAUAGUAUCGGGGGCUGUCUUUGGACUGCUGCACGUCACGGGCGACCGCAACCUCACCUUUUCUGCCUGGGCAUCAUCCGUAGGGUGUGUGUAUGGCGUGCUGGCAGUGGCCACGGGGCAUCAUCUGUGGGGUGUGCGUACGGCGUGCUGGCUGGCAGCGGUAUCAUUCACCCCCCACCCCCCUUUGCCCUCCUACCACAGGGCAACGAGUGUGGGGUGUGUGUAUGGUGUGCUGGCAGUGGCGACGGGUGACAUGGCCAGUGCCAUGCUCGCUCACUCCCUCGCCAACCUGGUGUCUGCUGGCUGGUGGAAAUGGCAGCAGCAGGAGCAAUAG